Molecule: messenger RNA, 576 nt
Organism: Platichthys flesus (European flounder)
Lineage: Eukaryota; Metazoa; Chordata; Actinopteri; Pleuronectiformes; Pleuronectidae
Gene: tomm5
Product: translocase of outer mitochondrial membrane 5 homolog (yeast)
Exons: 2
Coding region: 104-259 (51 amino acids)
Cellular component (GO): mitochondrial outer membrane translocase complex
Source: RefSeq, a predicted model, not a curated record
GCGUCUUUCCGGUUUCUUGCUUAUUUCAUCCAUGCUCCUGAGACGGUGAAUUUUCUCUCCACACAUUCGGCGGAUUGAAGAUCCGGUAAAUACAGAAGCGAUAAUGUUCAAACUGGAAGGACUUGGACCUAAAAUGGACCCGGAGGAGAUGAAGAAGAAGAUGCGUCAGGACGUCAUGUCGUCUUUGAGGAACUUUCUUCUUUACGUCGCUCUCCUCAGAGCCACUCCUUAUGUGCUAAAGAAGCUGGACAGCAUAUGAAUGGACCUGCUGACCUCUUCUCUCCUCCACCCACUACGAGUUUCCUGUGUCGGAGACGGAGCACAGACCAUCAUCAUCUUCAUCAUGAGCAGACCACAGGGGCCAGGCCAUCAUCUUCCCCCCCGUGUGAGACGACCAGUGUCAGUCCAUCAUGUGACCGAAAACCAACCUGUUCUCGUUUCUAGUCGUGUUGUAAACAUUAGUCUAUUUUUUUGUGUGUUUUUUGUUAAAUAAAUUGUGAUCAUUGUUAAAUGCAGUGUGGGACAAUGUGCAGGGUUGCUGCAUCUUGCAAUAAAGACAAAUAAUGUUGAAAUGGU